This is a messenger RNA of Xenia sp. Carnegie-2017, 1477 nucleotides long. RefSeq names its product mitochondrial ubiquitin ligase activator of NFKB 1-like. The transcript has 3 exons. The record is from RefSeq and is a predicted model, not a curated record. NCBI's taxonomy places the organism in Eukaryota, Metazoa, Cnidaria, Anthozoa, Malacalcyonacea, Xeniidae. Bases 253 to 1275 code for a protein of 340 amino acids. Gene Ontology annotation, biological process: protein ubiquitination; organelle organization. Gene Ontology annotation, molecular function: ubiquitin-protein transferase activity.
GGCAAUAUGAUGUAAACAGGUCAAUGUACGAGGAAACUCCAGUCAAAAUGGUCAAACACAAUAUUUCGCUGGAAUCGCUGCAGCAAUAUUUGAUAUAUAUAUCUACAUAAAGUAACGCUUACCGCUUUCAUUUCAAUAACAUUUGGUGGGCUCAUGUUUCCAAGAAUCAAGCAAGAAAAAUGAAAGAACGCCAAUUGAAAUAAUUUUAAUAUUAUUAGAGUUAAUUUUUGUCUUUUUUCUCCUAAGAGGAGAAUGUUUAUUUUGCCCAUGGAUACCUUUUCGCUUAUCGGAGGCUUAGGAAGUCUUGCGGUAGCAGGAUUUUGUUAUUCUACAUACAUAAAUUCAAAGGAUGAGGCUUUGUACUUAACGAAUACGCCAAGUCUUGAGAUUGGUGAUGAACUAUACGACGAGAUUAUUAAAGCACCAAAUGAAACUCUUCCCUAUGUUGCCAUUCGUGGGGUAACUAGAGCAAUUGAAUCUACUUUAAAAUCUGGCAAUGUUCCAUCUGCAAAACUUUUAAUACAAAGUACAAGCACAUAUGAACAUAAGGCAGAGUGGAUUCGUUCAUCUAAACUCUGGCAUGAUACUAAACUAUUGAUCAGUAGUGCUAUAAAUCUUGUUCCAUUUUCAUUAAAUAAUGCCAACCAUAGAGUCAUAGUUGACGAGCCUCUUCAAGCCACUGGACUUGACUACACACAGAUUUUUAAUAAAUAUGAGCCAGUGCAUUCUAGUUCAAUAUCAGCCAACAUAGUGGAAUGGGCAACUGGCGAAAAGGUGAAGGGUAUACAGACUGUUGAAGAAGGUUUAUUAGAGGGUACCACCUUGACUGCUGUAGGUAAAGUAACACUAAGAAAUGGUUUAUUUAAGAUUAAAGUACCAGAGAAUCAUGAAUAUAUACUUAGCAAGAUGACAUUAAAAGGAAUUAUUCAAGAAAAGACAAGCUCUACCCGCACUUGGAAAUAUGUAACAAUUUGUUUUACUAUAGUUGGAGGUGCAUUUAUGUUAAUUUGGCUUUUUCGAAGAAGGCAAUGGUUGUCAAGACUUUAUACUAAUACCCGGACAAAUAGACCUGCAUUUCCUGAAGAUGAUAGAAAUGAUGAGUUUGGUGAGAAUGCUCAAGAGAUGUAUUGUGUUAUAUGUCUCACAAAUCGACGAAAUGUUGUUAUCUUGAAUUGUGGUCAUAUUUGUGUGUGUCGUUCAUGUGCUUCACAAAUUGACUCCUGUCCUAUUUGCAGAGGAGUUAUUGAGCGGCUUGUUCCAAUUUAUCAAAGUUGAUAAAUAUUCUCAUAAGUAAAUGCAAAGUAUAUAGUUUUUGUCAUAUUGUCCAGCAGUCCAUGUGCAGUAAAUUCAUUUGUUCUGUAUUUUUUGUGAAUUUUUUUCUAUACUUUAUGUAAGGGAAUAUGAUGCCUGUAUAGUUAAAUAAUAAAUUGAAAUGUAAAAUUGGUGGGCACCAACCGCACCAUCAAUUUCUGUGAAA